GCUAGGUUUAAUUAGACAACUAGCAUAUAUUUCCGUUAUAUAGCUUGAACGAAACUGAACUUUAAGACGGUAUUUUUUACAUUUUACUGUAGCAGUUUGUUCUUGAAGAUGACACAGUUCAACUGUGUUAAUCUUGACAUGUUUAUGGGGGAAUUUGCUCUGCUAGAACAGAAAAUUACAGAAGUUAAUUGCAAAAACAACGUGUUGGAAAUCAUGCUGGAGGAUGCCAACAGACUCAUGAAAUUCUAUCUGACCAAGGAAAAAAGUGUGACUGAGGAGAGAGACAGCCUUCUUGUCACAGUCAACAGCCUGCAGCAGACUUUGCAGGAGCAGUGCAACCUCAGAGUGGAGAAUGAGAGACUAAAGAACGACAUGACAGAUCUGAAACGACAGAGUGAGAAAACAGCAGAGGACGGAGAGGCUGAGCUUCAGAGACUCACCAGUGAAAUGAGAGCAGAAGAAGACAGACACAAGAGGGAGCUAGAGACUGUACGGCAGCAGUGCAGGAGAGAGGUGGAGGACGCCCACAAGGAGAGGUUCAAUCAGUUGGAAACUAAAGAUGCUGAAAUAAAGGAGCUGCUGAAGAAAAAGGACGUUGAUCUGGAGGAGAUGAAGAAGAAGCUGAAGGAGCAGGAGAGGGAGCGGCAGAGCGAGCUCCUGAAGUUACAGAUGGAGUUUGGUGCGAAGUUAGCCAGAGUUCAGAGUACAGCUCAGUGGAGCCAACAGCAGCAGCAGCAACAACAACACGGAUCCAGUCUUCUUCCACAGAGUGUCUUUAAGAGGAAGUUGCAGUACUUCCAAGAGGAGAAGAACAAGGAGAUUGUGGCUCUGCGUCAGAGAGUCAAAGAGUUGGAAGAGAGCCAGCGUGUCAGCGGGCUCAAUGACGGCCGUCUGAAGAAGAGAAAGAUCUAGUUUGUUUAACGAACUACUGACCCACCAGCUGUGCAGAUUUGCAGCCUCAUCACCUUGCUCACAGGUGACCAGUGUGCAGAGAGGACAAUUAAACGCAGGCCGGAUUCCUGUCUAAGGCUUUAAUCCAAUCAGACGCCUGGACAGUAGGGAGGAAGAGAGGGAGGGAAGUUAGGCACGGGUUCAAGAGAAACUUGCAUCUGAGUGAAUCAGAUACUUGGAAGGACAAUCCCAUUCAAGGAAUCAAACCUGUUGAUCUCCUUUCAUUCAAAGAAAAAGAAAUCAUUUUACUUUUCCACUUUCAAUAUGUUUCCUUGAAGUCAAACUUGUGUUCUACUAAGCUUGAGAGUUUAGAAAAAUUAGAGCUAUUGAACUCUACUUCAUGUUAUUUGUGUGGAAGGAUUUCCUAUUGUUGAUGUUUAAGAGAGAAAAGUUGGAAAAUAGACGCACCUUGUUUAAUUCAAUGUGACUGAGCAUAUGUUUAUAGCUUAGGUCUGCAUUUGUAGCCUAAAACAUGCAUGCCCACCUGGGUAAUUAAUACAAAUUCAUUUGUUUACAUAGAGUAACAUACAGUCACCGGCCUUCAUUAGGUAUACCUGUGCAUUCUAAUUCAAUGCAAUACAACAACUCUACCAUAAAUUCUACUUUUUUGAAGUUUAUACAUUUUCAGUUUUUGUUGACAUUGUCAAAAAAGAGAUAAUUGUACUUUAUGUUUAUUACUGAGGUCGUACUAAGUGCUGGUGGCGUACUGAGGUGCAUUAUAUUGAAUGGUGUUCCUAAUAUUCUGCCCCCCUCAUGUACUUAAGGUGUAUUAGGUGUACCUAAUAAAGAGGCCAGUGAGUGUAAA
Molecule: messenger RNA, 1756 nt
Organism: Scomber scombrus (Atlantic mackerel)
Lineage: Eukaryota; Metazoa; Chordata; Actinopteri; Scombriformes; Scombridae
Product: coiled-coil domain-containing protein 152-like
Exons: 9
Coding region: 109-912 (267 amino acids)
Source: RefSeq, a predicted model, not a curated record